AUGCCCUCACAAUGUUUUAAAGGACACUACUUGAAUACGAAAUAUUAUGAUCAGUGGUGGAAACCGGUUGUUGCAGAAUUUGCGAUUUCGACGCGCCUUGUCCAUUGUAGGCCUGGACAAAAAUGUGUGCCUAGUCUCUGCGAAAACAGGCAUCCUCUUUAUAUGCAAAUAUCAUCCGCAUCAUCCGCAUGGACAU
Molecule: messenger RNA, 196 nt
Organism: Racocetra persica
Lineage: Eukaryota; Fungi; Glomeromycota; Glomeromycetes; Diversisporales; Gigasporaceae
Source: the annotation of a GenBank genome assembly